Molecule: messenger RNA, 1875 nt
Organism: Didymosphaeria variabile
Lineage: Eukaryota; Fungi; Ascomycota; Dothideomycetes; Pleosporales; Didymosphaeriaceae
Product: long-chain fatty acid transporter fat1
Exons: 4
Coding region: 1-1875 (624 amino acids)
Molecular function (GO): long-chain fatty acid transmembrane transporter activity; long-chain fatty acid-CoA ligase activity
Source: RefSeq, a predicted model, not a curated record
AUGGCUUUACCACUCCUCACUGGUGCAGCAGGCACAGCAGCGCUCGCCGCAUACCUGAACGCCAAAUACCAUAUUGCACAUGACCUUCGCACCGGCCGAGGCGGCCUCAUUCCAACCCAGGCUGACCUCGAUUGGAUAGACCAACGCUACUCCCAAAACAAGAAAUUGACCUACCACGUCUUUGAGGACCAAGCACAGAAACAACCAAAUCACACAUUUCUCAUCUUCGAAGGCAAGCAAUGGACCUACGCCGAAUUCCUUCAGGCUACUUUAAAAGUAGCGAACUGGCUGAUCCGAGAUCUGGAUGUGAAGGUUGGUGAGAUUGUGGCUCUAGAUGGAGGUAAUAGCCCCGAGCAUGUGAUGUUGUGGUUGGCACUGGAAGCCGUUGGCGGUGUGAUAGCCUUCAUCAACAACAACUUGACUGGCGACGGACUAGUUCAUUGUGUUAAGCUAUGCGAAUCUCGCUACCUACUCGCGGAUGCCGAUGUCCGCCCCAACGUCGAACCCGUCCGCUCCCAGCUCGAAGAAUCCAACAUCCAAAUCAAAAUCUACGAUCCCAGCUUCAUCCUGAGUCUUUCCGACACAGCUCCCAUCGAUACAUCCCGCCACUCCACCAUCACCCCCGAAUCUCCUCGCACCCUUAUCUAUACCUCCGGUACAACUGGCCACCCAAAAGGCGUCGUCGCCCCCACCGCCAAAGAACUCCUCGUCGGUCGCACCACAGCACGCUACCUCCGCCUCAAGCCCUCGGACCGCUUCUACACAUGCAUGCCGCUCUACCAUGGUGCUGCGCACAGCUUGUGCACGACGCCUACUAUCCACGCAGGUGGCACUUUGGUGCUCGGCCGGAAGUUCAGCCACGCUAGGUUCUGGCCCGAGGUCUCGCAGAGCCGGGCUACAAUUAUACAGUAUGUCGGCGAGUUAUGCCGGUAUCUGCUUAAUGGGCCGAAGAACGAGUUUGAGAGGAAGCACUGCGUGAAGAUGGCUUGGGGGAAUGGGAUGAGGCCGGAUGUGUGGGAGCCGUUUCGCGAACGAUUCGGCAUUCCUGUUAUCAACGAGCUGUAUGCUGCGACUGACGGUAUGGGAGCUAUCUUCAAUAGGAAUGAGGGCGAGUUUACUAAGCAUGCGCUUGGGCUUCGUGGUGCGCUAUGGAACUGGAGAUUUGGUGGGGAGGAAGUUAGGGUCAAGAUGGACGUCGAUACUGAAGACAUUAUGCGUGAUGCAAAUGGAUUUGCGAUUGUGGUCGGUGCGGAUGAACCAGGACAGGUGCUGCAUAAGUUGGACCCGGACGCACCUUUGCAUCCAGGAUACUAUAAUAAUGAUGCUGCGACUGAGAAGCGGAGAAUUCGUGAUGUUUUCCGGAAAGGCGACUUGUGGUUCAAGUCUGGCGACAUGAUGAGACAAGACGGAUGUGGCCGUGUCUAUUUCGUUGACCGCCUCGGCGACACUUUCCGCUGGAAGUCCGAAAAUGUGUCGACCAACGAGGUUGCCGAUGCUAUAGGCCGGCACGCCCAAGUAGCCGAAGCAAACGUUUAUGGCGUUAGUGUACCUGGAUACGAUGGCCGCGCAGGGGCAGCCUCUAUUGUGUUAGCUGAUGGUGUCACGUUGCCGAAUUUCGACUUUAAAGGACUAGCGGAUCAUGCUAAGGCCAUGCUUCCAGGCUAUGCAGUCCCCUUGUUCCUGAGAGUUACAUCAGCCUUGGAGUAUACGGGCACACUGAAACUUCAGAAAGGGAGGUGCAAGCGGGAGGGUGUAGACCCAGCAUUGACGACAGGUGAAGACAAGCUAUAUUGGCUACCACAGGGGAGCGAUCGGUAUGUCCCGUUCCGGAAGGAGGACUGGGAGAACAUCAAGGCGAAGAAGUCGAGGCUGUGA